Molecule: messenger RNA, 729 nt
Organism: Letharia lupina
Lineage: Eukaryota; Fungi; Ascomycota; Lecanoromycetes; Lecanorales; Parmeliaceae
Exons: 2
Coding region: 1-729 (242 amino acids)
Source: RefSeq, a predicted model, not a curated record
AUGAGCCAUUGUAAGCUUCCGCCCUCUGUCCCGACCUCUUGCAAGCCCACGCCGAGAGUUUCGCACCUCGAGAUCCCCUCAGCUGCCCCCAAGCCUGUACCAAGGCCCAAAUCUGCACGGCAACCACCUUCCAAAGCCCCCGUGAGACCCGAAUACACGACCCAACCGUCCGCGCAAACCCGCUACGUCGACAUGCUCUUGGGUCUAGAUACCAUACCCCGCUCCCACAACCUGUUCGCCUCGUUCAGCACCUGGAUCCUCCUCGCCGGCUUCAUCGUCGUCCCGGGCACCUUCGUCAGCGUCGAGGAUAACAAGAGGCUGCAGAAGGACGCCAAGGAUAGCAGGGUGGACCAUGCGGUGCUGGAUACGGUCAAGCACGCUUCUCUGAUCUGGGUCGCCGGUUUCUGCUGUCUCGUCGGUGGGGCGGGCAUGGUGUGGCUUUGGUGGCGGUGGAGGAGGAAUUAUGUUUGGUUGAUCAAUAAGAUCUUUUUGGUCGGGCUCCUCAAUUCGACCGCUGGGCUGAUCUCGACGCUCAUCAACGUCUACUCGCAGCAGGGCGGUAGGUUCUCGAUCACGGCCAAGAUCACGGUAGGCGCUACCGCGUCGUGUACCGUGGUCACGGCCCUCUUGUACUUUCUCUACAAUUUCUGGGCAUUGCAGAGUGUGAGGAAUAAGCAUCAGAAAGAGUUGGAGCUCGAGUCGGGGCAAAGGGUGGGCAAAGUCAUAUAA